Sorex araneus (European shrew) is the source of this 331-nucleotide messenger RNA. Its product is annotated as CMRF35-like molecule 6. Lineage: Eukaryota; Metazoa; Chordata; Mammalia; Eulipotyphla; Soricidae. The transcript is spliced from 3 exons. The record is from RefSeq and is a predicted model, not a curated record. The coding region runs from base 26 to 331 and encodes 101 amino acids.
CCUGUGGCCACCUCCCCACCGCCCAAUGAGCCCGUGGGUGCGGGCCUCGUGGCUGCCCUGGACGCUGCUCCUCACCCACAUCUCAGCCCCCUCUGCUGCCUCCACCACCCUGGGACCCCACCUGGAACCAGCAGAGCCCACCUGGCAGGAACCCCCAGACCUGCACCCCACUAAUGACCCAGGGGCCAGCGACAGAGGGUCCUUGCUCAGCAACAUCCACUUCCGGCUCCUGAUCUUCCUGAAGGUGCCCCUACUGCUGGGCAUGAUGGGGGCCGUGCUCUGGGCGAGCUGGCCACGGAGGGGCCCGCGACAGGUGGACAGCGCCGUGUGA